CCCGUUGUCAUUACACAUGCAGAUUAUUGGCAGCCAUGGGAGAGAGCAUAAACGGAGCAAAAGGCGCUGUUGAAGCGGCGCUGGAGAGGGUAGAUUUUUCGAUGCUGAGAGAUAGAGACAGGGAAGGGGUGAUGGUUGAGCUUGGGAUGGAGCUGAUAUGGAUAAUAUGCUUCCUCAUUAACAGCGAAAGAACGAGCCACGGACGGAUGGUUGCCGGCUACUGGUGCCCGGUCAUCGUACUCCUUGCCGGAAGAUGUGAUUAUGCUCUUCUAAAAAACACCCAACGCUUGGAUAAUCUAUGCAAAAAAUUUGCCAGUCUUAGACAAAAGGUUCAACCUCUUGUUAUUACCUGUCAGUGCCAUCCUCCCUCCUCAUCGUCAUCCCCUGUUUCUUUCAAAGGCCUUUAGAGAUAUGAAGCUUAAUUGUAUAUAUGGUUAAGCUUUAUAUCCGCCUUUCCUUCUUUCAUGUAUUCGUACCGUUUUUUGGCAUUGGUUGUAUUCCCCAUUCUAUAAGUAAGUUUGUUUAAUUGUUCUGGAUUUGAUGUUUUUGCUUUAUUCACGUACAAGAGAAUACUACCUUCCUCCCCAUUUGAUUUGCA
Messenger RNA from Cuscuta epithymum, 598 nucleotides. NCBI's taxonomy places the organism in Eukaryota, Viridiplantae, Streptophyta, Magnoliopsida, Solanales, Convolvulaceae. The record is from the annotation of a GenBank genome assembly.